AUGCCUCGCGACCUGUGUGAGUGUCAGGAAGGUCAGGAGGGCUGGGUGUGGGACCGCUUCGAGAGGAGCGUCCCCAUGUCCACCUACCUCGUCGCCUUCGUCGUGUCGGACUUUUCCUACAUCCCCUCCACCAGUGGCAAAGACACUCUCUUUCGAAUGUGGGCGCAGCCGUCAGCCAUUCGACAUGCUGAAUAUGUCAGUGAAGUCGGCUCAAAGAUUCUGGCAUUCUAUGAGUCUUACUUCAAUGUGUCUUACCCGCUCCCGAAAAUGGAUAUGGUGGCGGUGCCUGACAUAGCAGUGCGGGGCAUGGAGAACUGGGGUCUGAUUACGAUGAUAGACAGGUCAAUUCUAUACGAUCCUGACGUGGACUCAGCAAACCACAAGGACACGCUGCUCGAAGUCGUGGCCCACGAGCUGGCGCACCAGUGGUUCGGCAACCUGGUCACGCCCCGCUGGUGGGACGACCUGUGGCUCAACGAGGGAUUCGCUACUUUCGUGGCUUACAUCGGGAGCACAUAUGUAUGA
Molecule: messenger RNA, 525 nt
Organism: Penaeus vannamei (Pacific white shrimp)
Lineage: Eukaryota; Metazoa; Arthropoda; Malacostraca; Decapoda; Penaeidae
Source: RefSeq, a predicted model, not a curated record